AUGGGACUUAGAAAAGCAGGAGUUUUGGGCGCCACAGGUUCUGUUGGGCAGCGGUUUAUUCAGCUCUUGAGCAACCAUCCCCAGUUCGAACUUGCCGUUCUGGGAGCCUCGUCGCGGUCCGCAGGCAAAAAGUACAAGGACGCUGUCGACUGGAAGCAAACCAGUCUGAUGCCGGCCGCUGCUGGCGAGAUCGUCGUCUCGGAGUGCACCGUCGAGGCCUUCAAGGACUGCGACGUUGUUUUCUCCGGUCUGGACGCAGACUACGCCGGUCCGAUCGAAAAGGCGUUCAAGGAGGCCGGCCUGGCUGUCAUCUCGAAUGCCAAAAACUACCGCAGAGAAAAAGACGUGCCGCUUGUUGUGCCGACAGUCAACAGCGAGCACUUGGCGAUCAUCGAAAAGAGAGUCAAGGAUGCCACUGCCGCCGGCCAGAAGAGACCCGGUUUCAUUGUUUGCAUCUCCAACUGCUCCACUGCCGGUCUGGUGGCUCCGCUGAGACCGCUGGUCGACAAGUUUGGUCCGAUCGAGCUGCUCACCACCACAACCAUGCAGGCCAUCUCGGGCGCCGGUUUCUCGCCAGGGUUCCCUGGCAUCGAUAUUCUGGACAACCUGGUUCCGUACAUUUCGGGCGAGGAGGAGAAGAUCGAGUGGGAGACAAAGAAGAUCCUUGGAGAGAUCGCUGAUGACGGCAACAGCGUGAAGAACCUCUCUGACGACGAGAUCCGCGUUUCUGCGCAGUGCAACAGAGUCGCUGUUUCCGACGGCCACACAGAGUGCGUUUCUAUCAAGUUUAAGAACGGCGCGCCAUCCAUCGACGCCAUCAAACAGUGCCUGAGAGACUACCAGUGCGAGGCCACCAUCCUGAACUGUCCGUCUGCGCCAGAACACGCCAUCCAUGUGCUGGAGGAGGAGAACCGUCCACAGCCACGGCUCGACAGAGACAGAGACAACGGAUACGGUGUGAGUGUUGGCCGGAUCAGAAAGGACCCUGUUCUAGACGUCAAGAUGGUCAUUCUGUCGCAUAACACCAUCAUCGGGGCUGCCGGCAGCGGUGUUCUGAUCGCGGAAAUCCUCGCGGCCAAGAACGUUAUAUAA
This is a messenger RNA of Ogataea angusta, 1092 nucleotides long. RefSeq lists its product as uncharacterized. Gene Ontology annotation, biological process: L-threonine biosynthetic process. The transcript has a single exon. The record is from RefSeq and is a predicted model, not a curated record. NCBI's taxonomy places the organism in Eukaryota, Fungi, Ascomycota, Pichiomycetes, Pichiales, Pichiaceae. Bases 1 to 1092 code for a protein of 363 amino acids. Gene Ontology annotation, molecular function: aspartate-semialdehyde dehydrogenase (NADP+) activity; protein dimerization activity; NAD binding.